AUGUCGGGCAAGCUCUACAGCCCCUACAACAGGCGCAAGCCGAGCAACACGCUCGUCAUCGUGUGGUGCAGUGCCUUUUUCACCCUCCUAAUCCUCACGUGGUGGAUCUCGACGAGGCACAGCGAGACGGCCAGGAGGUACGCCGACAAGUUCGCCGAGCCGCCCAGGCACGACGACUAA
Molecule: messenger RNA, 180 nt
Organism: Gaeumannomyces tritici R3-111a-1
Lineage: Eukaryota; Fungi; Ascomycota; Sordariomycetes; Magnaporthales; Magnaporthaceae
Exons: 1
Coding region: 1-180 (59 amino acids)
Source: RefSeq, a predicted model, not a curated record